Salpingoeca rosetta is the source of this 1517-nucleotide messenger RNA. RefSeq lists its product as uncharacterized. Gene Ontology annotation, biological process: box H/ACA snoRNP assembly; ribosome biogenesis; pseudouridine synthesis. Gene Ontology annotation, cellular component: sno(s)RNA-containing ribonucleoprotein complex. Gene Ontology annotation, molecular function: RNA binding. The coding region runs from base 1 to 1482 and encodes 493 amino acids. Lineage: Eukaryota; Choanoflagellata; Craspedida; Salpingoecidae. The record is from RefSeq and is a predicted model, not a curated record. The transcript is spliced from 6 exons.
AUGGUGUUGCGUGCGCUGUUGUUGUGCUACUUUCACUUUGAGAAGGUUGUCGUCUCCAACGGCAGCACUGAAGCGCUUGAUGUCGGCUCCGUUCUCUGGCGCGAAGACCGCUCUCCGCUGGGCAAGGUGUUUGAGGUGUUUGGACGCGUGGAUGAGCCAUACUACGUCGUCCGCUUUCCCUCCAGCGAUGCCAUCAAGCAGAAGCAGAUUGCCAAGGGUCAGCCCAUCUUUGCUGCUGUGGAACGCGAUGAUUUGGCAAAGCCCGUUCCAACCGAAGAGCUCCGAAAGAUGAAAGGCAGCGAUGCGUCCUGGUUCCACGACGAAGAGCCGCCAGAAAACGCGCUUGACUUCAGCGACGACGAGGAGGAGGCCAAGCACCGGCGGGAAGCGAAGAAAUCGCGCAAGAAGAAGAAGGCAGAUGAUGAUGACGAUGAUGAUGACGACGGUGAUGCCGACGCAACUCAUGGCGCGCUCGAAUCAAACGCAGCCAAGCGGGGCAAGAGGAGCACACCAUCGCGGCCACAGAAGACAACAACCCACCGCCAUCAGCCAUCGUCGUCGUCAUCGUCGUCAUCGUCGUCAGCCCCGCAACUCGCAGCGUUUGCUGGUCGCUUUUCUCAACAGUACACCAACCAGCCCCAACGCCAACAGCAACACCAGCAUCAGCAGCGGAGACCACGACAAGGGUUAAUGGGAGCAGCGCCCAUGCAGCAAGCCGUGGGCGCAAUUGCUGGCGGUGGCGGUGGCGGUGGCGGUGCGUCGUUGCUCGGACCACCUGUACCCAGCGCUGCACCGGUGCCAUCGCAACCGCCGUCGUCAUUGCCAUCGGGGCUGCUGCCUGCACCGUCAGGGGGGCCGCUUAUGCAGACGCGAACGCCUCUCAUUGCAACGCCGCCGCCACCACGACAGACCCAACCGGUGCCAUCGCACCAACCGCAUCAGGUGCAGCAACUGCACAUGCCUGCUCUGCAAGCGGCCAAGCCAGCGCUCAUACCCACGCAUCCCAUGCAGCAGCAGCAACAGCAGCAGCAACGGCAGCAACCAAUUGGAUUUGGCGGUGGAGGACUCAUGCCUCAGCCCAUGCAACAACACCAACCAAUGCAACAACUACAGCCAAUGCAACAACAACAGCCAAUGCAACAACACCAACCAAUGCAACAACACCAACCAAUGCAACAGCAACAGCACAUGCAACAACAACAGCUAAUGCAACAACAGCAACACAUGCAACAGCAACAGCCAAUGCAACAACAGCAACACAUGCAGCAACAACAGCCAAUGCAACAACAGCAACACAUGCAACAGCAACAGCCGAUGCAACAACAGCAACACAUGCAGCAACACAUGCAGCAGCAGCCGCACUAUCCCCACACGCAAGCCUUCGUUCGGCAACAGCCACCACCGCACAUGCAGCAACAAUACCAGCACGCUUCGCACACGCCGUACACCCAGCAACAGCAGUGGCAGUGGUAUCAGGGAUAGGAUGUUGAAGUGUGUGUGUGUGUGUGUGUGUGUGU